Messenger RNA from Pongo pygmaeus (Bornean orangutan), 6153 nucleotides. RefSeq names its product nucleoporin 43 (gene NUP43). Gene Ontology annotation, cellular component: nuclear pore outer ring. The coding region runs from base 353 to 1495 and encodes 380 amino acids. NCBI's taxonomy places the organism in Eukaryota, Metazoa, Chordata, Mammalia, Primates, Hominidae. Gene Ontology annotation, molecular function: protein binding. The record is from RefSeq and is a predicted model, not a curated record. The transcript has 8 exons.
GUUUCUACUGCAUUGAUUUUGUUCUAUUUUUGCGCUUAAAUUUUACACUGCACAAUUAUUGAACACAAGAAAAUACUGACAUUGCAGAUUAGGAGCAAGUCCUACUGCUCAAAGGCCAAAGCGCUCUUGCCUUUGCUCAGAGCCGCACUGUGAGAUGGGGAGGCCUCUCCGUCUAGAUUCUCCCAGUUUGCGUACUGACUGUGCCCACACUGGCUACCGAUGAGAAUUGACUCUCUGCAGCCACCGUAUCCCUCCUAAAGUCCCAUCCAAUCAGGGUUCCGCGGGAAGAGGCGGGGCUGAGAGGCGCGCAUUGUGCUUGCUUUUUGCAGUACCUGCUGCGGCUGCUUUCGGUAUGGAGGAAAUUUAUGCGAAGUUUGUGUCUCAGAAAAUCAGCAAAACCCGCUGGCGACCCCUGCCUCCGGGAAGUUUACAGACCGCGGAGACUUUCGCUACAGGAUCUUGGGACAAUGAGGAAAAUUAUGUUUCACUGUGGUCUAUCGGAGAUUUUGGAAACUUGGACUCUGAUGGAGGGUUUGAAGGAGACCAUCAGUUAUUGUGUGAUAUCAAACACCAUGGUGAUGUAAUGGAUUUACAGUUUUUUGACCAGGAAAGAAUUGUCGCUGCUUCAUCAACAGGAUGUGUAACAGUUUUCCUUCACCAUCCAAAUAACCAGACUCUGUCAGUCAACCAGCAGUGGACUACAGCUCACUACCACACAGGCCCUGGCAGUCCUUCCUAUAGCAGCGCACCAUGUACAGGUGUUGUGUGCAACAACCCAGAAAUCGUUACAGUUGGAGAGGAUGGUCGAAUAAAUCUCUUCAGAGCUGAUCACAAGGAAGCUGUAAGAACCAUAGACAAUGCAGAUAGUAGUACACUCCAUGCUGUAACCUUUCUUCGAACUCCUGAGAUUCUUACUGUAAAUUCAAUUGGACAGUUGAAAAUAUGGGAUUUCAGACAACAAGGAAAUGAGCCUUCUCAGAUAUUGUCACUGACUGGUGACCGAGUGCCACUCCACUGUGUUGAUAGACAUCCCAACCAACAGCAUGUUGUAGCUACUGGUGGCCAAGAUGGAAUGUUGAGUAUUUGGGAUGUUAGACAAGGUACUAUGCCUGUAUCUCUGCUGAAGGCUCAUGAAGCUGAAAUGUGGGAAGUUCACUUUCACCCAUCCAACCCAGAUCAUCUGUUUACCUGCUCUGAAGAUGGAUCCCUCUGGCACUGGAAUGCUUCCACAGAUGUACCUGAAAAGUCGUCACUCUUUCACCAAGGAGGAAGAAGCAGUACUUUUUUGUCUCAUAGCAUUAGUAACCAAGCUAAUGUUCACCAGUCUGUCAUUAGCUCCUGGCUCAGCACUGAUCCUGCAAAAGACCGAAUUGAAAUCACAAGCUUACUUCCCAGUAGGUCUCUGUCUGUGAACAGUUUGGAUGUUUUAGGUCCUUGUCUUGUUUGUGGAACCGAUGCAGAAGCAAUUUAUGUUACUAGACAUCUUUUUUCUUAGAAGUACUAUAAUUAUAAGAUUUCAGAUAGAACAUACAAUUAGCCUUUUGAAAUCCAACUUCUGUGCAAAAUUUUAUUAUCAGAAAAUACAAGAUUUGCAGGGGAAACAUCAGUAAACUACCAUUAAUGUCAAUGCCCAGUUUUGACUUUUGUUAGCCUGACACUCCCAAACAGUUAUAGAAUCCGAUAGAUGACUGAUGGCAAAAGAUUGUGAACAUGUGGAAGAAAAUCAGUGGGAUUCUGGUGCUGAUGAAUAGGUUGCCUUCAGAGUAUUAUUGACAGACAGCUUGUGGAACUAGUUCUUUAUUUUUGAUGUUGUGGGAAUUAACACAUCAGUGGUGGUUAUGGGAACUACCAAUGGGUUCCUACAAUUUUUAUCAGUAGUAUGUGGAGUAUAUGCCUUCCUAGUGGCAGUUGCCAAUGUUAACGAUUAUUAUUUUUAUUGCAAGUAUUUCCUAUGAUCCUUCCACACUUUAUUUCCUUAAUAAUAAUAAUAAACUUUUUCGGAAAGAAUUGAGUAGAGCAAAAAUGACAAAGAUGUAUAGCUGUGUUCAAUUUUUUUUUUUUUUUUUUUUUGAGGCAGAGUCUUGCUCUGCUGGAGUGCGGUGGUGCAAUCUCGGCUCACUGCACCCUCCACCUCCCAGGUUCAAACGAUUCACCUGCCUCAGUCUCCUGAGUAGCUGGAACUACAGGUGUGCGCCACCACGCCCAGCUAAUUUUUGUAUUUUUAGUAGAGACAGAGUUUCACCAUGUUGGCCAGGAUGGUCUUGAUCUCUUGACCUCAUGAUCCACCCACCUCGACCUCCCAAAGUGCUGGGAUUACAGGUGUGAGCCACUGCACCCGGCCUGAAAUUUUUUUAAGGUGAAAAUGUUUUGACAAGUUGCUUUUUCAGAAUAGGUUUUUGAGCAGAACUCUUUCAGCUCGUUAGACCCAACUUUGCUUUUGUUUAGCUUCACAGCAUAGCUGAAAGUUGCCAAACUGGACAUUGUGCAAUAAAGUUGAAUUCUAUAUUGAUAAGCGAACUAUUUCCAUACUAAAAAUGUGAUAGAUAAAAGUGUGAUUAAUCAAAUGAUAUGAUCAGAGUAAAGAAUUUUGCCAUUUUGAUCCUUUUACUUUGUUUUAGCCACCUAUAGUCUUACCAACCAUCUUGAUCCUUGUCUGCAGGGAUAAUAAUGAACUAAUGUAGUGUUUUAAGAUAAUUUAAUGAUACUAUCUUUCCAAACUUUGUUAGAUUUUAAAUGUAUUAUUGACCUGAGACCUUAAUGACAAAUCACUGCUAUUAGACAAUUGAAGUGUUCAUUUACUUUGUAAUUCCAAUAAUCAUAGUUAUGGAAUUAUGGUAAGGUUUUGCUUUUCUGUCCUAAUAAAUAUAUAUAUUUUUUGAGAUGGAGUUUUGCUCUUGUUGCUGAGGCUGGAGUGAAAUGGCAUGAUCUCAGCUCACUGCAACCUCCGUCUCUUAGGUUCAAGCAAUUCUACUGCCUCAGCCUCCCGAGUAGCUGGGAUUACAGGUGCUCACCACCACACCCAGCUAAUUUUUGUAUUUUUAGUAGAGAUGGGGUUUCACUGUGUUGGCCAGGCUGGUCUUGAACUGACCUCGUGAUCCACCUGCCUCAGCCUCCCAAAAUGCUGGGAUUACAGGCUUGAGCCACCGCUCCCGGCUGAUUUUUGUAUUAGUAGAGACGACAGGGUUUCACCAUGUUGGCCAGGGCUGGUCUCGAACUCUUGACCACAGGUAAUCAGCCCACCUCGGCCUCCAAAAGUGCUGGGAUUACAGGCAUGAGCCACGGUGCCCUACCUAUUUUCAAGUCUUUCAAUGCCACUUUACCUCAGGUGUUUUGGGUUUUUGAUCUGUCUAUAGUAGUAUUGCUGGGACUAAUUUUUUAAAGACUUUUUGUUACUACUAAAUAAUUACAGAAAAAGCAAAGCCAAAAGAAAAUUUUAAGUACUUAGAAUUUCAAACAGACAAUAUUCUUUUCAUAUCUGUUUCUAUCCAUCAAUGUAUAUAAUUUUUUAAUAAAAUUGAAAUAUACAUAUUUGUGGAUGCACGUUCCCUAGCAGUAAACACAUUUUUUUCUAUUAUCAUUUUGAACUGCUAUGUAAUAUUCUAAGGUAUACGUGUGUGUACCAUAAUUUAUUUCAUUUGGUUGCCUAUUAUUAUUUCAUGUUUCCAGCUUCUCACUAUUAUGAUUAGUGCUAUAACGCCUAUUUGAUUUAAUUUGCAUUUCUUUUAAAACUUGGCUUUUAUUCUUGGUUUUUUUUUUGUUUUUUUGUUUUUUUGAGAUGGAGUCUUGCUCUAUAACUAGGCUGGAGUGCAGUGGUGUGAUCUCAGCUCACUGCAACCUCGACCUCCCAGGUUCAAGCGAUUCUCCUGCCUCAGCCUCCCAAGUACCUGGGAUUACAGGCGUGCGCCACAACACCUGGCUAAUUUUUUGUGUUUUUAGUAGAGACAGGGUUUCACUAUGUUAGCCAGCCUGGUCUCAAACUCCUUACCUCAGGUGAUCCACCCACCUCAGCCUCCCAAAGUGCUGGGAUUACAGGCGUGAGCCACCGUGCCAGCCAAAUCAUUUGAUUUGUUUCUUAAUACUUUCUGUCCCCUGGCAUCAUGCUGUCCUGUCCUAGGUUUAUAUAAAUGUUAACCUGUAAUUCCUUUUAUUUUGUGGUUUUGUAUUUUGCAUGUAAUGAUUGCAUUUGGAAUGUAAUUUAAUGUAUCUGAAGUUUUUUUCUUUUUAUUAUGGAUAAUUUCAAACAUAUGAAAAGGAUGGUUUUAUUAACCUGUGUACUCAUCGCCCAGCUUCAUCAAUUAACAACACACAGCCAGUCUUAUCUCUGCUGCUGUUCAUUCCCCACCCCUGCUCUGGAUCACUGUAAAGCAAAUUCCAGAUGUCAUUUCAAUCAUAAUUCUUCACUGUACAUCUCUGAAGGAUGAGAAACACAUACACACUUUUUUUUGAGGAGGGGUAGGUAGGGGAGACAGGGUCUCGCUCUGUGACCCAGACUGAAGUACAGUGGCAUGAUCACAGCUUACUGCAGCCUCAACCUCCCAAGCUCAAGCAAUCCUCUCACCUCAGCAUCCUAAGUAGCUGGGACUACAGGUGUGUGCCACCACAUCCAGCUAAUUUUUAAAAUUUUUUUGUAGAGAUAGGGUCUCACUAUAUUGCCCAAGCUGGUCUUGAACUCCUAGCCUCAAGCAAUCCUCCUGCCUUGGUUCCAAAGUACUUGGAUUACAGACCUGAACCACUGUGCCUGGCCUCUUGUCAAUCUUAAUAUCACAAAAGUAGACAAGUAGAUAUUAUGUGCUUCCUGAUGUUAUAUAAAAUGAGUAAAUAACACCACCUAUGAAAUACUCUUGCCCAGAAGAAACUACUUGUCUUUCAUUUUGUGGCAUUCCAGGAGUAAGUAAAAACCAUACACUUGUUCAGCUCAGGGUAGGUUUUUUCCUAGCACUGAAAAGUAGACCAGAUAAUUUAGAUAAUUGCUGUUACCCUAAAUAUCAUUUUAAAGACUGUUUUCAGCCUAGCUGUCCUUCCCCAACUCCUAGCAACAAAACUGAACCUGAUUUACCUGUCUUUACAGACACUACAGGAGACAAAAGAACAUGUUAAAUGACAACAUAUUGUCCUGUAGUUGUGCUAUUAAGACAACAUCAUGUUGCCCUGUCCACCAUGCUCAGCUAAUUUUGUAUUUUUAGUAGAGAUGGGGUUUCUCCAUGUUGGUCAGGCUGUCUCAAACUCCCGACCUCAGAUGAUCCGCCUGCCUCGGCUUCCCAAAGUGCUGGGAUUACAGGCGUGAGCCACUUAAUAUUUGUAACCAUAAGAGAAAGUAUAUUUUAACAGCAUUACAUUUCAUGCCAAUUGACAAGUUCUGCCAAUUUUAAUAAGAAACUAAGCUUUAUGUAAUAUAACACCAUAAUUUAUGAAUUUGUUCAUAGUCACUGCCUUUAUUCAUGAAACGGUCAAAUAGAGUGUCUUUCAAGGGUUGCAGGAUCUUAGAGGUAGAAAGUACCUUGGUGAUUAUCUCCAGCCUAAAUUUCAUCAUCCCUUCUAUGGUAUUCCCAACAAAUUAUCAUCCAACCUAUACUUAAAAACAUAUGGUGGCCAGGCACGGUGGCUCACGCCUGUAAUGCUAGCACUUUGGGAGGCCGAGGUGGGUGAAGCACCUGAGGUCAAGAGUUCGAGAUCAGCCUGGCCAACAUGGCGAAACCCCGUCUCCACUAAAAAUGCAAAAAAAAAUUAACCGGGCGUGGUGGCAGGCAUCUAUAACCCGAGCUACUCGGGAGGCUGAGGCAGGAGAAUAGCUCCAACCCAGGAGGCAGAGGUUGCAGUGACCCAAAAUCGUGCCACUUCACUCCAGCCUGGGCAAAAGAGCAAAACUCCAUCUCAAAAAAUAUACAUAUAUAUGGAGAUAAAGUUUCCCAUUUUCCAAUACAGUUUCACAUUUGAACAGCUCUAAUUGAUACAGCUUUAUGGCAGGGUUUUAGUGUGUGAGUGGGAUCCAAAACACUCAAUCCUGUAAAAGGGUACAGUCCUAUUGUAUGUUAACACACUGAUGAUGUGAGCCUAUGAGAUGAGCCAAUCACCAGUUGUUAUAUUCGAAUCUGCUUUGUGUUGGGAUGCUUUAAUGUAGGGUUUCACUAAAUAAAUGAAUUUUCAUAUACUGAA